AUGGAUGCACGGCAGAAAUUAGUUCCAGACGAUGAAUUGAGUGUUGUCACCAACUCGACACAUGAAUCUGACCUAACCAGGCCUGCCUCUCCGACUGGGUUAACUAACUUUACUGGGUCCGUUUGCAGCGGCUGUGAGUCCCCAAUCAUCCCUCUUCAGGCAAAGUUACAGGCAGAAUCAGAUGUUGGCUCUUUGCAUUCAGAGGCCUCUCAGUCAUUGCUUCCUGCAACCGCCAUCACACAGCAAGGACCACAACAACAAGAGCAGGGUGAGCAAUCUGAUGGAGAGGAGAGUCAAAGUCUGCUACCCCAGGGGAACAUGCUGUCAAACAGGGCCGAAGGGGGAGAGGUCGUACAGACAGACAUGAGACAUGGCCAGUGUGAGCCCCUUGCACAUUCAUACAGAGCAAUAGAUGAAUGCAAGAAGAAAUCCAACCGUAUUAACCAACAAAGUAAAGAUAAAUUGAGACUGGAAGAUUCAGAAAAUGAAGUUCCUGUUAAGGGGCUUGUACUAAAAGGUUUUUCAUCACUCAAUGGAAACAAGGCUUCAACUGAACAGAGAAAACAGAAGAAAAGGUCUGACAACUCAUAUUCUACUGACCAUAAAAAUGACUAUACAGGCAAGACAUUUUCAUCAUCUGGGAAAUCACAUAGAGACAGUCAAAGCAGUCAUGGAGCCUCUCAGCAUGAACCUUGCACAUCCAAUGACAGAAUCGACUCCCUGGACAGGCUACAGGCCAGGCUGGACAGACUGGUCAACACACUUGACAAAGCUCCAAGGAGACAGAUGCUGGUGAUGGAGGCAGCAGUGGUCCAGUGUAUCAGCAGCCUGCAGACCAGCCUACACAACAAACUACAGAGGCCAGGAUAUAGCAGGGAUAGUAUGGGCAAUGUGAAGAAGCUCCUGCAGACCACACAAACCAGUCUGACCCGGUUGACAGAACUGCACCGCUCAGAAAAGGUUCUUCUAAACCAGUCCAUGUCACAGUCAAGUCAUCCACAGACACAGUCUAGCCACCAAAAGACCCAGUCGAGCAUGACCUCCAUCAACAACCUAGGGUCCGGGGCCCUGGAGGACCUGGGGCGCAGACAGGCCAAGGUGUUUGGUUUGUUGAAACGACAGAAACUGCUGGUGGAACUGCUGAAAUCAGGGGCAAGAAUUAACAAGAAAUUACAAAAUAGAACACGCAUUAUUUCUGAUGACAUGGCUAACAAUAGAACUACUGGUACAAAUAAUAUAACUGGAGAAAAAAGCUGCAUAAGCAAAUCAACAAUGUCCAAAAUAGAAACAAAUGGCACCAAUGCUAGUGCUUUGAAUUCAAAAGAAGAUUCAGAGAAAGCUCAACCUUCAGACGUCUAUGGAGUCAAAGAUGGAGAUGUAGACUCCAGAGAAGGAAAAUAUGAGAAUAUGAUAGACAAGGAACAGGAAGAGGAGCUGACAGCUGUUCCUAACACUCAGGACUUCAGUACACAAAACACAGCUAGAACCAGCGAUAGAGACCUGUUCUCACAGACAGACUACACAGGACUGGACAAGAACUGGACAUUGAACAACCAAGAUAGCAAAUACAUGGUAAAUAUUUCAAAACAAACUGAGAUAAACAAAAACAACAUAACUCAAAGUAGUAGUGUGAGAAAUGAGGCCAGUUACAGUAGUCAGAUGGCAAUACAAGAGAUUGCACAGCCAUCACUAGAGGCUGGUGAUCGAGACUUGGCAAGACCCAAACGCAGGAAAGAUACUCUUAGUUUGGACACUUGUUGGAAUACAAGUGAUAGUAAGGGAAUGAAAAGGGCAUUUAAAAGUGACAAGAAAUUGAUGGAUGCUAAGAAACAAAAAAAUGUAUCAAGUGAGAAUAGUGGAAAUGCUGAGCCUCAGCGUAGAUCAGACAUGUUAUGGCUUAACCUUCUUAGGGAUUCAAGUAAGACAUCUAUAAAGGAACAGAAAUCCAAAUUAAAAGGUGUUGGAAAAUGUAAUGCAGUACCAGCCAAUGAGAUCCAAGAUAAGAAACAGUUUACAGCUACCAAACUAGAAAAUGAAAGGCAAGUUAUAAAUGAAAAAGUAGACGAAAGAGAAGUCACUGCUACUCAUGUUGUAGCCGACAAUAUUAAUCUUGAAAAAGAUGACAAAGAAAACAGUCCUCAUUCACAGACAGAAGAGAAAUAUGUGGAAGGCACUAACUGUGAAAACAAUGAUGUCCUUACCUCAGCUAGAUCCAAAAAGGCAAACAAUUAUAAUAUAGCAGACACAUUCAGGAAACCAGCUAUAAUGACUUCACCUUUGGAGCUGAACAACAUUCAAACUAACAAAAACAACAACAAUAGCAGACUAGAAAUUGGCUCUCCUCCGAACAUGAGACUUCCCGGAGAGUUGUGGCACAAUGUCUCCCCAACCUGUACCUCCAUGAGUUCGGAUGUGUUUGUGGUCAAGGCAAGUGAACUGGAAAAAUGCAUGAGAAGGAGAUCAGAGUUGCCUGUACAAGGUCCGGAACAAGAACGUUUUGAGAAAUCUCUUCAACAAAGUGUUCUACUUAAAGCGUCUGGUAAUUAUUGUAGAAAAGAUACAAUAUCUCUUGCUAUAGAUUCCGUUAUUCAGAAAUCAAGAGAAUUUGCAGAUAAUGUUUACAGUCAGGAAGAGAUGAGUAAUAGUGAAGCAAAGAUCAGUGUUCAAGCAAGACAGCCUAAUGAACCUGUAACUGCUAAACCAACUUCAAACUGGUUAACAGAGCAGCAAGCUAAGUCAGUUUCUGUAGUAAGCAGUAUCCAGACAAAAACAUCAGGUGAAGCCUUACAAAAGAUGCCUAAUACUUCCAGCCAAGUGCGAGGGGUUGCAAAGAUGAAAAGUUUUGUGCCACAUAAUCAGACAAAACAAUUUGCUGUACCAAUGAUCCAAACUGGUAGUCAGACUCUGCUAUCUCAGAUUGCUGUGUGUCAGCCUCAUGAAAUUGACCAGGCAGUUUUGUCAGGUGAAAGGCAUGUCCCUGAUGUAGAUCUUAGGCCAUUACCCACACUAAAAGGGAUGGUGAAAGCUGGUAGUUUGACACCAGGCAAGAAUGCACUGUCUUUCCAUACACAGGGUAAGAGAUUCCUGGCAUCUCUGACGUCCCAGGGAAAGAUCAAGACGUUGGAUGGGCUCAUUUUCACCACAGCGUCUCAGUGGAUGUCAACUCUGUCAGAUGGUGUUAAGGUCAAGAAGAGGAAGGCUUACCAAAUGAUCCUGUAUAAGGGGAAGCCACUACUGCAAUAUUGCUUUCCUGCAAGAGUUGUGGUCCCUACACCAGGAGUUACAGCCCCUUCCUCUCCAGUCUCCUCACAGGCAGUUUCAAGCAAGGGCACACACAACCAGCAUACAUAUGUUGAUGCAAAGGAUCUCAAGCAUCAGGCACCCCACUCUGUGACAGAAGAAGAGAAAUACCUGAACCAACUUCUCUCCACCAGUCUGGUGAGGCUGCUCACGGAGGCAGACUUUGUGACCAGCAGUGAUCUCCCUGAUAAUUUCUGGACAGAGGAUUAUUCCAAAGUAAAGCUGUCCAAAAAGGUCUGGGAUUCUGUUGAUGACUGGGACUAA
Messenger RNA from Mya arenaria, 3564 nucleotides. Its product is annotated as histone-lysine N-methyltransferase, H3 lysine-79 specific-like. NCBI's taxonomy places the organism in Eukaryota, Metazoa, Mollusca, Bivalvia, Myida, Myidae. The record is from RefSeq and is a predicted model, not a curated record. Bases 1 to 3564 code for a protein of 1187 amino acids. The transcript has 9 exons.